Molecule: messenger RNA, 2771 nt
Organism: Amoebophrya sp. A25
Lineage: Eukaryota; Dinophyceae; Syndiniales; Amoebophryaceae
Source: the annotation of a GenBank genome assembly
UUUUAGAGCUUUUUUUUUUAUGUUAGCGCCUGGACCUUGUUCGGCGCUCUCUGCGCCGCAAAUUCUAGAACCGCCAGCGCCCUCGGCGUUGGCGCUAUGCAUGGUCUACGAACACUGGCCACGCAUAAUUAUCAGUUAAUCAAAUACCAGGGCAGGCACAGCCAUGCAGCAACAGCUGUGGGGCAGGAAAUAGGGAAAGGGUUCUCGCGUAAGCUUCUCGAAAGUCACGCAAUAGUUAGAUCUACGCCAUCGGCCUAGCAUUAAUUCUUGCUCGGGCUCGUAAUAAAUUGCCGACGCGACUCGCAUUUCAAUCUAGGUAGCCGCGGGAGAUAUGGUUGACUUGAUGUGAGUAGCUGCGUUUGCAAGUGCCAGCCUUUAAGCCUUUCGCGUCGUCUGCUAGUCUUCCUUGCGUACUUAGUGUGGUCGCUUUUAUAGUUUAUGUGACUGAGCAGUUGCGUGGAAUAGUAUCUAUAGGAUUUAUUUGAACAGCUGGCAUGCGAAUGGUGGCGCGCAAAGCUUCGCGUAAAAAUGAGACUUGCGUCAGCCUCGCUCUUCUUCCUGCCUACUUUGCCACUUCUGUCACGAAAAAAAACAGGAUUGCCUUGGACGUGACCACAACCUUUGGAGAAGUGGCGGAAUGGAGUAAGGCUUUUAUCAGGUGGACUUGUAAUAGUCUUCCAGAACGGCAGAUACUUGAGUUUCCUUUGAUGCCGUCGAAGCCUCUGGGGGGUCUAAAGUGUCCUGCCCCUCAUGUGAUGAAAUCUGAAUGCGGGCCUCAGACGCACUUUUAUGACAAUAGUCCGCGCUGCAUUUUUUUCCUUCAGAUUUAAGUAGUUAGAUUUUAUAUUUCCGUAAAAUUGAAAAACUUCGGUUUACAGCUGAAAAAAACACUUUUUUUGAGGUUAGUGAUUCCCAUAAGUCUUAUUGUCUUUAGCUACAGACAAUAAUUUUGGAAAUUGGAGCACGAAAAAACUUCCUUGAAGCUGAAAAAUAAUUUUCAUUUCCAACGUGAAACGCCGCGCGCGCGUCUCUGAAAAGCCUGGCUUAGCCGCAGAAAACACCACUGAAGAGCAUGGGGCCCAUGCCUCGUGACAUUUCCACGACGUGGGACGCAAGUGGGCCUUGGCGGCUUUCUGGUUUUUGAGGUGUUCAAAGCCUUGUCACGCCCAUCCCGUUGCGGCCCUACCUUUGCAACGACAGAAAACGAGCCGCACGCAGAUGCCUAGGCCAAGACAGAGCGCCUCGCCUGCCCCAGCGAGGGCGAACCAAAGAGGGGCUGCGCCCGUCUCUGUCUGCUACGCGUCAAACGUGGAAGCCUGCCAGGGAAGGCGCGCGGCCUCGCAGAGGUUCCUUCCACACAAGCAGCCCGACAUCUAUCGGCAGUGGGGCGGCGUCAAGGGGGCCAGUGCGUGGGGGACGCUCACGCACAUGCAGAAACUCAGAGCGCAGGCGCAUGUGGUGCGUGUGUGCUUCUAGUUUCAAGAAGUCUCGCCUGCGCUCUCUUGCAUGCUCCCAAGUCGGUAGGGGGCACGCGAUGCCGACACCCGCCGGCCCCGCGGCUCGCUUAGACGCGUUGCUUUCGAUUCUUUGCGCGCUCUCUGAGUUUGUAGGGGACACGCAAGGCUGAAACCUUUGGAAAGAAUGCCAAGGCUUUUUUAUUCGAAGCUAAUUCAGCAAAAAUUCAAAAAAGCGUGACUUUUAAUCGACUGCUUUUGAUAUAUUUUUCAUAAUUCAUAGCAAAGUAAAGCGGCUCCAACAUUUUGACGCGCGCCCCGACUAAGAUCCAAACUUUUUCAAAGCAUACACAUACAAAAAAGACGCAAAAAACACACAAAAAAUAUCCAAGAAAUACGCCGGCAAAAAUGCGCAAUAAAAAGACUGAAGGAAAAAGCUCGGAAGCAAUCCGAGUACUUGAGAAACUGGGGGUCUUGCGCGUCCCCUGCAGACUUGGGUUGAGCCUUGACAAGCUCACCAGAGCAGGCUGGGCUCGGCUUCGCUCUCAAGUCAGUCCGCACACCAGUGCCUCCUGCUCUUGUGCUUGCUCUCCGCCUCGGCCCGGCUCUGGUGUUUUGUGUCUGCGUUUGCAUCUCAAGAGGCAGAACGAAGCGCGCCAGCGUACUGCCCUGGCUGGUGACAUCCCAAGGCCAAGCGCCAGCAGUCGCGCCAGCCAAGCAUGACCGACGCGGCGUGCCUCUCCGUCGUUUUGUCGCUGGUCUUGGUUGGUGUCAUGCCCCGCGCUGUCUCAUACUCACCAGCCAAGCACCGUGGCCGCGUGCGUCGUGGCCUUUCGUCGGUGUCUUGCCUGAGGGGCCGCCUGGUGCUUGCUAGCGCGCUUCCCGGCCUGGUGCUUAGUCUGGGUUGCUUCUUGUUGGCCACCUCGUUUCCUUGUUUGUCUUUUUUGGCUGGAGACCGGUGGGCAGGGUGUGGCAUUUGUCUUUGCCCGGAUGGGUCAGGCAGGCCCCCCGCCCCCUCGGGGUGGGCCGGCUGGAUAUAAGGCGUGGAAGAGUCGCAAGGGCGUGGCUCUGGGUGAAGGUGUCCAGGCGGCUCCGUGUUGUUCUCUUGAAACCACGGGCAGGGGGGCGCAUCUCCGCGAUUGUGCGCCAUUCGAUGUCUGUGUCGCUUACUGCUCUCUUUCCCCAGGCGUCGCGCCUGUUAUGCUUUGCUGACUAUAUGCAAGUCUUAAGUAGUGACAUUGCAGCGCGGGCUUUGGCUGUAAAAACGGCAGAGAGAGAUGUCUGAUGAAGAAUGGGAAGAGACAGUAGAAUCCCGCU